Molecule: messenger RNA, 2235 nt
Organism: Neurospora tetraspora
Lineage: Eukaryota; Fungi; Ascomycota; Sordariomycetes; Sordariales; Sordariaceae
Product: Metallo-peptidase family M12-domain-containing protein
Exons: 5
Coding region: 1-2235 (744 amino acids)
Molecular function (GO): metallopeptidase activity
Source: RefSeq, a predicted model, not a curated record
AUGUUUGUUUCCAAGGCCUUCGCGGCCGUAUUUGCUGCCGUUGGCCUGCUUGUCCAGCCUGCUACAGCACAUUCGACGGAGAGGAACCCUCUAUCCUACAUUAGCCGUGUCGACGAUGCCGUGAUCCACACACCCUCGCACAGGGUGCACUCUCAGUCAACCUUCGACCUCAGCUUCUAUCUCCACGAUCGCCAGCAAAAGAUUCGCUUCGUUCUAGAACCGAACCACGACAUCCUUCCCGACGAUGCGACAAUACACAUCUUGAGUCCCGAUGGCAAGGUCAAGAGGAUAGAGCCUAUCGUCAGGGAAGAGCACAAGGUUUUCAGGGGCACCACGUUUGUUCAGAGGGAGGGGAUGACGGACGCAGACUGGAGGCAAGCGGGAUGGGCACGAGUCUAUGUUCUCAAGGAUGGGGAGCGACCGAUUUUCCAAGGAUCCUUCAGGGUAAACGGAGUCGACCAUCACAUCCAGACGGACACCAACUACAGGCAAACGAUAAUCAAAGGAGACCCGGAGAUCGAGACGGCGGAUGAAGAGUACAUGGUUGUCUGGCGGGAUUCCGACAUUUUGAAACCGACACACGACGACUUGAAGAAGCGCGAUGCUGCGAGCAUGGGCUCUUGCGCCUCGAACGACCUGCUUUGGAAUAGGGACGAGAACAACGGAGUCUUACGGUGGACCGAGGAGGUAUUCGAGCAUCAGAGCCGCUGGACUGUCAGCCCGAGGGCUCUUUUUGGACGACAAAUGGAUGGAACCCAAGGCGGCAAUGGUGCUGGUGUUAAUCUGCUGAACAGCAUUGGUUCUACGGCCGGUUGCCCGACUUCGAAAAAGGUUGCCCUGAUUGGCAUAGCUACCGACUGCACCUACACGGAGAAAUUCAACUCGACCGAAUCUCUGAGGCAAAAUGUUAUCGACAUGGUUAACAAGGCUUCUCAACUCUUCGAGAGCUCCUUUAGCAUUUCUCUAGGUAUCCGGAACUUGACUAUCAGCGAUAAGGAGUGCCCGGCCACGCCUCCUGACAGUGCGCCCUUCAAUAUGCCCUGCAGCAGCGGUGCGACCAUUACCGACCGCCUUGUGAAAUUUUCUGGAUGGCGCGGCAAGUCCAACGAUAAUAACGCGUACUGGACUUUGCUGUCAACCUGCAAUACUGGUUCUGCCGUUGGCCUCGCCUGGCUCGGUCAGACACAUGCGCAGACGGCUCCGCCGGAAAAAAACGAGUGCUGCCCCCUUUCCACCACCACCUGCGAUGCCAACGCCCAGUUCAUCAUGAACCCGUCCACAGACGGCCGCAUCACGUCCUUCUCGGCCUGCAGUAUCGGUAACGACGUCGUCACUAUCACCGGCCAGCAAUGUGGCAACGGCAUCGUCGAAGCCGGCGAGGAAUGUGACUGUGGUGGCGAAGAAGGGUGCGGAGACAACCCGUGCUGCGAUCCCAAGACGUGCAAGUUUACCACCAAUAGCAUUUGCGACCCCGCCAACGAAGAGUGCUGCACCGAUAAGUGCCAGCUUGCUGGCGCCGAGACCGUCUGCCGCGCCAGCACUGGCCCUUGCGAUCCAGAAGAGAAGUGCUCCGGCACCAGCGGCUCCUGCCCGGCUGACAAGACCGCCGACGACGGCACUUCAUGCGGCGACUCGCUCACCUGCGCUUCAGGCCAGUGCACCUCGCGCGAUUUGCAGUGCAAGACGUUCAUGGCUACCGAGGACACACACAACAAAACAAGUUCGUGCUCCAAUGACGGCUGCGCGCUCGCAUGUGAAGGUCCAAUGUUCCCAGACGAUAGGUGUUACACCCUUCCACAGUACUUCCUCGACGGCACCCCUUGCGAGGGUGGCGGCAAGUGCUCCAACGGCAUCUGCGAGGGCGCCAAGCUCAGCAACCAGAUCCUCGACUGGUUCAAGAACAACAAGAACAUUGCCAUCCCUGUUGGCUGCGUCAUCGCCGGUCUUCUCCUCAUCUCCUUCAUCAGUUGCUGCUGCAGCUGUUGUCGGCGUGCGAGGUCGACGUCGAGGAGAGCACCUCAAAGGAUGAUGGCGCCGCCACCGGAUAUGGGUCGGCAUCCUGUGGGGUGGAACUGGGGCGGCGGUAGGAACGGCAGACAUGUUCCGUUGCCGUCGCAAUCGGGACCGCCACCGCCGCCAUACCAAGGAGGGCCGCCGCAGCCGCCCAUGGGACAGCCCAUGGGUCAGUAUGAGCCGUUUAGGGAACAGCAGAGGGGGUAUGCUAGGUAUGCUUGA